Molecule: messenger RNA, 261 nt
Organism: Recurvomyces mirabilis
Lineage: Eukaryota; Fungi; Ascomycota; Dothideomycetes; Mycosphaerellales; Teratosphaeriaceae
Exons: 2
Coding region: 1-261 (86 amino acids)
Cellular component (GO): mitochondrial inner membrane peptidase complex
Molecular function (GO): serine-type endopeptidase activity
Source: RefSeq, a predicted model, not a curated record
AUGUCGGGAGAUUUUGUGCUGAGAGGGACGCCGGAUGUGGACGGGACGAUGAUGCAGGUACCUACUGGCCAUUGCUGGGUCGUGGGCGAUAAUCUCACGUACUCGCGCGACUCGAGGAUCUGGGGUCCCUUGCCCUUGGCUCUGGUCACGGGCAAAGUCAUUGGGUUAUGGACAUGGGGAAGCUGGAUGUAUCGCUGGAAGCGUUUGAAUCAUGGCUUGCAGGAUGCCGUACUCGAUGAGGAUGACGACGAAGUGGACUGA